Geodia barretti is the source of this 537-nucleotide messenger RNA. The record is from the annotation of a GenBank genome assembly. NCBI's taxonomy places the organism in Eukaryota, Metazoa, Porifera, Demospongiae, Tetractinellida, Geodiidae.
AUGGCGCUCAGCGGAGGGGCGCUUCUGGAGCGCGACGACAUGCUUAGCCUGGCUGAGAAGAACGGCGCCACGAUAUACGUGCCAUCCGGUGCGAUAGCCGGUCUUGACGGCGUCGCCGGCGCCUGUGCUGGGCGCAUUGACUCGUUAACUAUGAUCACACGCAAGCCGCCAGAAGGCCUAAAGGGCGCUCCCGGCAUCGAAGUUUCAGGGAUCGAUCUCGAUGCAAUCUCAGAACCGACGGUCGUGUACGAAGGUCCUGCACUUGAGGCCUGCAGGCUGUUUCCCGCGAACGUCAAUGUCUCCGCUGCCCUCAGCAUGGCGGGCAUAGGUCCGCACCGUACUCACAUCCGCAUCUACGCCGACCCGACUGUGGACAAGAACACGCACGACAUCGUUGUCGAGGGCGAGUUUGGCAGGCUUAGCAUACGCAUAGAGAACACGCCCUCGGAGACCAAUCCCAGGACCGGGAAACUGUCAGCCCUGUCUGCGAUCGCAACACUGAGGAAAAUAACUUCGACCGUUCAAGUCGGAACGUGA